AAAGCAAAUUCACCAUGAGGAAAAAAAGAACAAAUAUUAUAAAAAUGAAGAUUAAUUAAUAUUUUAAUCUUUACAAGUCCUUAUAUAAUGCCCCUGCAAAUUUGUCAUAACCAACAACAUCCCCAGCUACAGAUCUAGCUAGAUAAUUAAGAACAGAGAAAUAAGAAAAUGUGGGGCGGUUCAGCAGUAACAGUAGCUAUGGUGAUUGCAGAGUUCAUAGAAAUGGGAAUUAGUACGGUCAUGAAGGCAGCCAUGAGCAGAGGCAUGAGUCAAUUUGUGUAUAUGUUUUAUUCAAAUGCCUUGGCUCUCUUUAUCCUUAUUCCUUCUUCCUUCAUCUAUUACAGAAAUAGACCUCUGCCUAAAAUCACAGGCUCCAUCAUCUCCAGAAUCUUGUUUCAAGCUAUGCUAAGUUGUGGUCUACAAAUAACAAUGAACACCGGGGUAAAAUAUGGUUCUCCAACUUUAUAUGCGGCCAUGACCGAUCUUACACCAGCUUUCACUUUCUUGAUAGCCGUUAUUUGCAGAAUAGAAAAGCUAGAAUUGAGAUUGCAAAGCAGCCAAGCGAAGUUGAUAGGGACAAUAGUGUCAGUGGGAGGAGCCUUAUUUGUGACAUUGUACAAAGGCCAGCCCAUCGCACUAAGUCUUGGAUUAGAAACAAGCUCACUACAUGGCCCAUUGCUACGCAUCAUCGCAUCAAACUGGGUCUUAGGAGGCAUUUUAUGUGCAGCCAGUGCUAUGAUCUUAGCCCUAUUAUUAGUUGUCCAGACUUGGAUUUUGGAGGACUACCCAGCAGAGUUGAUGGUGACAUGCAUCACUUGCAGCUUUGUUACAAUGUUAUCAGCAAUUGUGGCUGUAAUUGCAGACAACAAUCUCAAUGCUUGGAUACUAAAGCCUGAUAUAGGGUUGAUUGCUAUCUUAUGCUCGGCAAUUUUGGGUGUAACUAUUCGAAGUGUAAUAUGUGCGUGGGCAUGCCGCAAGGAAGGGGCCCUCUUUACUGCCAUGUUUAAGCCACUUGGGAUGAUAAUUGCCAUUAUUUUAGGGGUUUCUUUUCUCGGGGAUUCUCUCUAUUUUGGAAGUGUAAUAGGAGGAAUUAUAAUAUCCCUUGGAUUUUAUACUGUGAUAUGGGGAAAAGCUCAAGAAGAUAAAAUGGAUGAAGAUGAAAAAGAUGAGAACUAUGACUCAUCAUGCUCUCCCAAAGUCCCUCUUUUGAAGAACAAAAAUGAGGAUAAUGUAUAGAAAAUUUUCAAUUAUCAAUUGUCAAAGCCUAUUUUACCAGCUUUGUUAGCAGCCCAUCUCUAUUAAAAUUGGAGCUGUCUUGGAAAAUCCAAGUGCUAGGCCUACUUUUUAUACUUUUGCAUGGCACUUCAGGUCACAUUUGUGAUUUGAGUGAACAAAAAUAGUGAGCUAAGUUCAAUAUGAUGUAGCCCGAAAAGUUAAUUCAGAGGCGAUUUGUAAGAAAGAAAAUUAUAAUCGAUAAUUUCUUCAUAUCAA
Molecule: messenger RNA, 1491 nt
Organism: Mercurialis annua (annual mercury)
Lineage: Eukaryota; Viridiplantae; Streptophyta; Magnoliopsida; Malpighiales; Euphorbiaceae
Product: WAT1-related protein At3g28050-like
Exons: 7
Coding region: 169-1236 (355 amino acids)
Cellular component (GO): plasma membrane
Molecular function (GO): transmembrane transporter activity
Source: RefSeq, a predicted model, not a curated record